UGUGAGGGACCAGAAACACGGGCGGGGGGGGAUUUUCUGUUUAUUCACCCAGCCCUGCGCUUAGCUUGGCUCUUUCCUCCCCUGCAUUGCUUUUCUUUGCCCCACCAUCCCCAGACCCCCGUCUGCAAUGCUGCCUCACUGGCAGCUCCAAAUUCCCCAAAACCUCUAAACUUACAAUCGAUAUUUACUUCUUUUUUUUUUUUCUUCUUUCAUUGGAGCAGUUUCACAUGUGGAUUCCAUGGAUCAGGACACACGCCUGUGAUCAUUAAACAGAAAUGGAUUCCGCAUGAGGAGUCUUCGCUCCCAACUCAAAGGAUUUUACCUGAAGUAGUUCACCAUGGCUGAAGCAGCACCUCCACAGACGAGCUCUCUCAGGGCCAAAGGUCUGGGCCUCCUCCGAAAGCUCAAAGUGUCUGUGGAGCUGUUGAUCGCACUGGCCGCUCUGCUCUCCUGGGUGGUCAUAGGAGUGGUGAUGUUCGACUUUGUGGAGUACAAGGCAGUUCCAGAUAUUCAGCAGAUCAUCGCUGACCCAGUGAAAGCCGUGAACGACGCCGUCGAUGAAGCCUCCAGCCUGCUCAAUAAGUUUCAAGAAUGUGCCCCUGACCUGAGUGACCCCAGGUCCACGGCCGCUUACGUAGCAGAGGAAAUAUCGGAAGCAAAAGAUGGAGUCGUUGGAUAUUUUUCCGACGAGGACGGAAACUUCUACCUCAGCUACGUCGACCCCGUCGUUGUCGGUCGACAGGCCUUCCAUUCAACGGACGACUUCGUGUGUGGAGCGAUGGCUUCGUUCAGGGACACAGUGUGCGCUGUUGUGGACACUUUACUGGACACUGUACGGAAAAUAAAUAAAGGAAAAGUUGACCUAAGCUACAUGGACCCUGUGGCCGCAGGCAGAGGUUUCUUCACUGCUACUAAUGAAUUUAUCAGUGGAGUGGCAGACUACGUCCAGAAUGUGCUCUGUGCCGCUCUGGACUCUGUUCUGGCAGUAGUGAAAGGAACCGCUGACAUCACUUUCAUGGAUCCCGUGUCCAUUGGCAGAAAUGUCUUCAGCGCCACAAAUGACAGCGUGAGCGGAGCAGUGGGCUACGUCCAGGAAAUACUCUGUGCCAUCCUGGACACUUCACUGGAUAUAAUAAAAGGAACCAUUGACAUGAGCUCCGUCGACCCCGUGGUCGUCGGCAGAAACGCCUUCAGUGUCGUGAAUGACUCUGUGAGCGGAGCGGCAGGAUACGUCCAGGACGUGCUCUGUGCCGCCCUGGACGUGGCACUCAACACAUUAAACGAGAUCCAGAAUGCUGUGGGAUUCAGUCCCGUAUCGGUUCUGAAGAGAACAGCAGAAGUCACCACAGAACAGAUCAGCGCGCUCGUCGGCUACGUUUCUUCACCACUGACCGGCGAUCAAGGGAUCAUGCCAGAAGUCUCCAUUGACCCCAUGAAAGUUAUCGAAGACGCUGUGCUGGAGUUCUCAGACAAGAAGGAUUUGUUCCUGGCUUACAUGACAAGCAUGCUUGUUGGUGAGCAAGGUGAACCUGUUGCCACACCUGUGGUGAAUAUAGUGACUGAAAAAGGUGAAACCGUAGCUUCUCCGGCGGAUAUAACUUUAGUGAGAAAAAAAGGGGAAUUCCUGCCACCGAUGGAAAAAGUUGCAGAAAUGAUGCAAGCCGCCAAAGAGGAAGCUGCUUCUGCUACAGACUCAAACACUGAUAAGGAGGAGGAGGAGGCUGAAGUUCCUGCAGAAGCUGCCAGUGAAACAGAAGGACAAGAGGAAGAGGAGGAUGAUGCAAAACAUGCCCAUCGUGAAGAAACGGCGCAUGAACCACCACUAAAAGAUAAAGAAGUCGUUGAUGGUGACAGUGUGGAGGAGACAAUAGAGGGCGCCGAAGAGGAGAAAGACUUAAAUGCAGAGGAAAAUGAAGUAGAAACACAAGAGGGAGACAUUAAAACAGAUAUGGUUAACGCAGAAGAAGAAAAGCAGAAGGAAUCAGAAACAGAGGAGGAGGAGGAGGCCAGAAAUAAUGAUUUGGAAGAAAGGGAGGCCAAAACUGACGAUUUGGAAGGGGAGGAAGAGGAGGAAGAGGAGGAGGAGGCCAAAACUGAUGAUUUGGAAGAGGAGGGGGUGGCCAAAACUGAUGAUUUGAAAGGGGAGGAAGAGGAGGAGGAGAAGGAGGCCAAAACUGAUGAUUUGGAAGAGGAGGAGGAGGCCAAAACUGAAGAAUUGGAAGAAGAGGAAGAAGAGGCAAAAACUGAUGAUUUUGAAGAGGAGGAGGAAGCCAAAACUGAUGAUUUGGAAGAGGAGGAGGCCAAAACUGAUGAUUUGGAAGAGGAGGAGGAGGCCAAAACUGACGAUUUGGAAGGGGAGGAAGAGGAGGAGGAGAAUGAGGCCAAAACUGAUGAUUUGGAAGAGGAGGAGGCCGAAACUGAUGAUUUGGAAAAGAAGGAGGAGGCCAAAAUUGAAGAAUUGGAAGAAGAGGAGGAAGAGGAGGAGGAGGCCAAAACUGAUGAUUUGGAAGAGGAGAAGGAAGCCAAAACUGAUGAUUUGGAAGAGGAGGAGGAGGCCAAAACUGAAGAAUUGGAAGAAGAGGAGGAGGAGGCCAAAACUGAUGAUUUGGAAGAGGAGGAGGAAGCCAAAACUGAUGAUUUGGAAGAGGAGGAGGAGGCCAAAAUUGAAGAAUUGGAAGAAGAGGAGGAGGAGGCCAAAACUGAUGAUUUGGAAAAGGAGGAGGUCAAAACUGAAGUUUUGGAAGAGGAGGAGGAGAAAGCUGACGUUUUGGAAAAAGAGGAGGAGGCCAAAACUGAUGAAUUGGAAGAGGAGGAGGAGGAGGAGAAAACAACUGAAGUUUUGGAAGAAGAUGAGGAGGAGGCCAAAGUGGAAGUUUUGGAAGAAGAAGAGGCAGAGAAAGUGGAGGUCAAAACUGAAGUUUUGGAAGAAGAAGAGGAGGAGGUCACAACUGAAGUUUUACAGGAAGAAAAGGAGGAGGAGGUCAAAACUGAAGUUUUGGAGGAGGAAGAAGAAGGGGAGGAGGAGGAGGAUAAGAAGGAGGAUGACACCACAAUUGAAGAUUUAGACGAGGAGACCAAACGCAAAGACUUGGGUUUAUGGAAAGCCAAAACGGACAUUUUGGGAGAGGAGGAGGAGGAGACAAAAACAGAAGAGACAGGGGAAAAGGAGAUUGAAAAUGAAGUAACAGAUGAACAAACCAUUGGAAAAACAGAAACAAGUGUCAAAGAUCAGUUUGAAAUAUCUGAUCAGGAAGACAAAGAACUAGAAAAAGACAAUGACGCUACAGAGGAGGACGGAGAACAACACGACAAAAUAGAAGCUGAGAUUGAAGAUGGUGAUGAAGAUGAGAACAAAGUGCCAUCAGUCCAACAACCAGAGUCUAAACUUCCAUCUGCUGAAAUGAUCAAUGCAUCUGAAUCUGAUGAUGAAGAUGAAGAGGAAAUGUCAAUGCUUCUACCUGAUUACUAUCACGACGAAUACUCUGACAUCGUCAUUGAUCAUAGCGACAACAACAACAAGAGCAGGGAGACUGAACUCAAGCAGAGGAAGAAAGUUCAAGUUCCCUCUGAGACGGCAAGAAGAGUUAGACCCAGAUCUGCUCACAAAGACCAAGAAGAACACAUCCACAAACAUGACAAAGUUCCCAAAGAGGCAAGGGAAAUACAUGAAAGAAAAGAAGAAGUCAAAGAAACCAUCAUUAAAGAUAAAGAUGAAAUGAAAAAGCUCCCCAAGGAAGAGAUAAAAGUCAAGAAAACACCAAAAGAAGGGGAGCAAGUUAAGGAGCCACCCAAACAAAAAAUGACGAAACCUUCCAUCGACACAAAAGAAGUAAAGAAACUCCUCAAAGAGAAAGUUAGGAGACUUCUCAAAGACAAAGAUGCCAAGAAACCAUCUGAAGAAGAGAAAGAAGUCAAAGAACCUCCAAAAGAGGUGAAAAAAAUCCCAAAACUGAAGGCAAAAGUCAAGAAACUACUUAAAGAAAAGAAAGAAGUCAAACAGCCCCCAAAAGAACACAAGGAAGAGGGGGAGGUCAAGAAACAACUGAAAGAAAAGACAGACAUCCAAAUAUCUUCCAAAGAAAAGACGGUGGUUAAGAGGCUCCCUAAAAAAGAGAAAGAAAUCAAGAAACCACCUAUAGAAAAGAAAGGGGUUAAGAUACCAUCUAAGGAAGAAGAAGAAGAAAGAAGAGCACUUAAAGAAGAUACAAAAGUAAAGGAAUAUCUUAAAAAAGAAAGAGCAAAGAAAGCACCCAAAGAAGAACAGGAAGUCAAGAAACCACUCAAAGAAAAGAAAGAGGUCAAGAUAUCACCAAAAGGAGAAAUAAAGGCCAAGAAACAACUUCAAGAUGUGAAAGAAGUCAAGAAACAACUUCAAGAUUUCAUUAAACAACUCAAAGACAAGAAAGAACUGAAGAAGCCAUCCAAAGAGAAGGAGGUGGAGGAACCUCCAAAAGUAGAAAAAGAGGCAAAGAAGCCUUCCAAGGAGGAUGAAAAGAUUAAGAUACCACCCACAGAAGAGAAAGACGUCAAGAAACCAUCUAAAGAAGAGAAAGAGAUGAAGUCUACUAAGAAAGAAGUCAAGGACCAACCCAAAGAAGAGAAAAGGGUCAAGCCUACUAAAGAAAAGCAAGACGUCAAGAAACCAUCCAAAGAAGAGAAAAAGGUGAGGCCCAUUGAGAAAGAAGUCAAGAAGCAACCCAAAGAUGAAAAAGAGGGAAAGCCUCCCAAAGCAGAAAAACAAGUGCAGAAGCCCUCAAAGGAGGAAAAAGAGGUUAAAAUACCACACAAAGAAGAGAAAGAAGUCAAGAAACCAACUACAGAGAAAAAGGUAGAGAAGCCUGCAGAAGAAGAAGAAAAAGAGGUUAAAAUACCACACACAAAAGAGAAAGAAGUCAAGAAACCAUCUAAAGAAGAGAAAGAGGUGAAGCCUACCAAAGAAAAGAAAGAAGUUGAGAAACCACAUAAAGAAGAGAAAGAGGUGAAACCUACCAAAGCAAAGAAAGAAGCCAAGAAACCAUCUAAAGAAGAGAAAGAGGUGAAACCUACCAAAGAAAAGAAAGAAGUCAAGAAACCAUCUAAAGAAGAGAAAGAGUUGAAGCCUACCAAAGCAAAGAAAGAAGUCAAGAAACCAUCUACAGAGAAAGUAGUGGAGAAGCCUGCAAAAGAAGAAAAAGAGGUUAAAAUACCACACAAAGAAGAGAAAGAAGUCAAGAAACCAUCUAAAGAAGAGAAAGAGGUGAAGCCUACCAGAGAAAAGAAAAAGUUUAGGAAACUAUCUAAAGAAGAUAAAGAGGUGAGGCUUACCAAAGAAAGGAAGGAUGUAACAAAAACACCUAACAAGAAAGAGGCAGAGAAACCUCCAAAAGAAGAAAAAGAGGUUAAAAUACCAUACAAAGAAGAGAGAGAAAUCAAGAACCCAUCUAAAGAGAAAGAGGUAGAGAAACCUCCAAAAGAAGAAAAAGAGGUUAAAAUACCACCCAAAGACGAGAAAGAAGUCAAGAAACCAUCCAAAGAAGAGAAAGAGGUGAAGCCUACCAAAGAAAAGGAAGAAGUCAAGAAACCAUCUAAAGAGAAAGAGGCAGAGAAGCCUGUAAAAGAAGAAAGAGAGAUUAAAAUACCACACAAAGACGAGAAAGAAGUCAAGAAACCAUCUACAGAAAAAGAGGUAGAAAAUCCUGUAAAAGAAGAAAAAGAGGUUAAAAUACCACACAAAGAAGAGAAAGAAGUCAAAAAACCAUCUAAAGAGAAAGAGGUAGAGAAACCUCCAAAAGACAAAAAAGAGGUUAAAAUACUGCACAAAGAGAAAGAAGUCAAGAAAGAACUAAAAGAAGAGAAAGAGGUGAAGCCUACCAAAGAAAAGGAAGAAGUCAAGAAACCAUCAAAAGAAAAAGAGGUAGAAAAUCCUGUAAAAGAAGAAAAAGAGGUUAAAAUACCACACAAAGAAGAGAAAGAAGUCAAAAAACCAUCUAAAGAGAAAGAGGUAGAGAAACCUCCAAAAGACAAAAAAGAGGUUAAAAUACUGCACAAAGAAGAGAAAGAAGUCAAGAAACCAUCUAAAGAGAAAGAGGCAGAAAAACCUCCUAAAGAAGAAAAAGAGAUUAAAAUACAACACAAAGAAGAGAAAGAAAUCAAGAAACCAUCUAAAGAGAAAGAGGCAGAAAAACCUCCUAAAGAAGAAAAAGAGAUUAAAAUACCACACAAAGAAGAGAAAGAAAUCAAGAAACCAUCUAAAGAAAAGAAAGAGGCAAAACCUACCAAAGAAAAGAAAGAAGUCAAGAAACCAUCUAAAGAAGAGAAGGAGGUGAAGCCUGCCAAAGACAGGGUAGAAGUCAAGAAACCAGCUAAAGAGAAAGAGAUGGAGAAACCUCCAAAAGAAGAAAAAGAGGUUAAAAUAUCACACAAAGAAGAGAAAGAAGUCAAGAAACCAUCUAAAGAGAAGGAGGUAGAGAAACCUCAGAAAGAAGAAAAAGAGGUUAAAAUACCACACAAAGAAGAGAAAGAAAUCAAGAAACCAUCUAAAGAAGAGAAAGAGGUGAAGCCUACCAAAGACAGGGUAGAAGUCAAGAAACCAGCAAAAGAGAAAGAGACGGAGAAACCUCCAAAAGAAGAAAAAGAGGUUAAAAUAUCACACAAAGAAGAGAAAGAUGUCAAGAAACCAUCUAAAGAAGAGAAAGAGGUGAAGCCUACCAAAGACAGGGUAGAAGUCAAGAAACCAGCAAAAGAGAAAGAGACGGAGAAACCUCCAAAAGAAGAAAAAGAGGUUAAAAUAUCACACAAAGAAGAGAAAGAAGUCAAGAAACUGUCUAAUGAAGAGAAAGAGGCGAAACCUACCAAAGAAAAGAAAGAAGUCAAAAAACCAUCUAAAGAAGAGAAGGAGGUGAAGCCUGCCAAAGAAAGGGUAGAAGUCAAGAAACCAUCUAAAGAGAAAGAGGUAGAGAAACCUCCGAAAGAAGAAAAAGAGGUUAAAAUACCACACAAAGAAGAGAAAGAAGUCAAGAAACCGUCUAAAGAAGAGAAAGAGGCGAAACCUACCAAAGAAAAGAAAGAAGUCAAAAAACCAUCUAAAGAAGAGAAGGAGGUGAAGCCUGCCAAAGAAAGGGUAGAAGUCAAGAAACCAGCUAAAGAGAAAGAGGCGGAGAAACCUCCAAAAGAAGAAAAAGAGGUUAAAAUACCACACAAAGAAGAGAAAGAAAUCAAGAAACCAUCUAAAGAAGAGAAGGAGGUGAAGCCUACCAAAGAAAGGAAAGAAGUCAAGAAACCAGCUAAAGAGAAAGAGGUGAAGCCUACCAAAGAAAAGAAAGAAGUCAAGAAACCAUCUAAAGAGAAAGAGGUAGUGAAGCCUCAAAAAGAAGAGAAAGAGGCAGAGAAGCCACCAAAAGAAGAAAAAGAGGUUAAAAUACCAACCAAAGAAGAGAAAGAAGUCAAGAAACCAUCUAAAGAGAAAGAGGUGAAGCCUACCAAAGAAGAAAAAGAGGUUAAAAUACCACACAAAGAAGAGAAAGAAGUCAAGAAACCAUCUAAAGAAGAGAAAGAGGUGAAGCCUACCAAAGAAAAGAAAGAGGUCAAGAAACCAUCUAAAGAGAAAGAGGUAGCGAAGCCUCAAAAAGAAGAGAAAGAGGCAGAGAAGCCACCAAAAGAAGAAAAAGAGGUUAAAAUACCACACAAAGAAGAGAAAGAAAUUAAGAAACCAUCUGAAGAGAAAGAGGUAGAGAAGCCUCAAAAAGAAGAGAAAGAAGUCAAGAAACCAUCUAAAGAAGAGAAAGAGGUGAAGCCUACCAAAGAAAAGGUAGAAGUCAAGAAACCAUCUAAAGAAGAGAAAGAGGUGAAGCCUACCAAAGAAAAGGUAGAAGUCAAGAAACCAUCUAAAGAGAAAGAGGCAGAGAAACCUCCAAAAGAAGAAAAGGAGGUUAAAGUACCACACAGAGAAGAGAAAGAAGUCAUGAAGCUUCCUAAAGAAGAGAAAGAACCUGUGAAGAAGAGAGACACAAAGACAGAUACCAAACCUAAAAAGGCCGUACGAAUUCAAGUAGUGAAGACGAAGGUCACGUCUUUCCUUAAGAGGGAACAUCUCAAUGUUACAAAAGCAGCUGAGGAACCUAAGAAGUCUGUCAGGGUUCUGAAAGCUGCUCGAAGGCAGAUUGUUCCUCUCCUGAAAAAGGAACGUGUGAAUAUUACAAAAGCAGAGGUUCCUGAGGUUCCCAAAGUGAAAGCCAAACCAGUAUCUAUAGCGAAAGUUUCUAAGGAGGCCGAGGAGAAACCAAAACCAAAAAUCAAGCCUGUAAAACCAGACACUGAUGCACUGAAGGAAAAGCAAAAACCUUCAAAGAAAGAAGCUCAAAGGGAAAAGGCCAAAGCAGCAGCAGCAGCACCCAUGAAGAAAGAGGUGGCUACUCCAAAAGAAAAGGCCAAACCAGUCAUCCUGAAAAAAGAACAAGAAAGCCCUUCUAGAAAUGCCUCCCUUGUGAAAGAGAGGGUCAGAAUUGUACCAAUGAAGAAAGCAGUCAGUCCGCCUAAAGAGAGCAUCAGGAUUGUGUCUGCAACAACAGCCAAGAAGCACAAAGCAGUUUUAACAAAGAGAGAACCUCUCAAGACAAAACCAGCUGUCAAAGAGGCAGAGGCAGCGCAUAGAAAUGUAUCUCUUACAAAGGAGAAGGUGAAGGUGGUGCCACUAAGGAAAGUGCCUGUAACUCCAAAAGAGAAAGUCAAACCAGCCUCAUUGAAAAAAGCUGAAGUUGUGAAGGAGAAGAAAGUCGAGCCGGUGACUCUCAAAAAAGCUGAAGUUGUGAAGGAGAAGAAAGUUGAGCCGGUGACUCUCAAAAAAGAAGCCGUGGAAGACAAAGAUAAGAAGACAAAACCCUCACAGAAAGAAACUGAAGCUAAGCCGGUGCUUGUCAAAAAAGAACUAAAACCUGUGAAGGAGAUGCCCAAACCAGUUCAUGAAAAGAAAGCUCCUUCUAAAACAGAGACUCACGCAGGAGAGGAAAAGGUCAAAUCACUGCUGAAGAAGAAAGAGCCCCAAGAACCAGAAAAGAUGAGAGUCAAACCACAUGUUAAAAAAGAACAAGAGGCUUCUAAAGACGAGGAGAAACCUGCUGCAGUAAAGAAAGUCGUGUUGAAGGAAAAGCUCAAACCAGUCCGUGUAAAGAAAGAGCCAGAGGUUUCAAAACUAAAGGCCAAACCUUCUGCAGCAAAGAAAGGUACCGAACGGGUUUGUGAAAAACAGAUAAUUAAUCCUCAGUUGUCAUUUACAGAGGACAGAGUACUAAAGGAGAUACACGUGGCUGCAAAGAAAGAAAAACCUGUGGAGAAGAAAGCUGCCAAAGAAGACGGAGUUAAAGCAGCCGAGCCUGCUCUAUCAGACAGCUUCAUCAUGGAAGAGGACCUGCCGUACUUCCAGUGUUUCUUUGUGGACGAGGACGAGGCCCAGUUUCCGUUCUACGCCUUCUCACCGCUGCAGAUUUGAAGCCUCAGUCUGACUCAGUCUGAAGUUUGUCACCUUUCUCGAUAACGACGAGGUCACAUCACAUCCCGUGCUGCUGAAACGCGGCCGCUGUUCACUGUUUAGUCUUCAGGGGUGAGAAAAAAAAAAAAAAGCCUGGACAGCAGAGGACGAUGGGUGAUUGACGACCAUAAUUAUUAUUUUUAUUUCUUUAUUUCCAGAUUUGGUUGAGCUCUCGUACCAAACACAUGCAGCCAAUUUCAUUCCUUUGCAUUUCUUCCUGGUAUUUAUUUUGUCUUUUUUUUUGACCUUUUACAUGGAACAAUGUCAUGUUUUAAUGUCAACAUGUAAUAACCUCAAAGAUUUAUUUUAAAGUAUAGUUUUCUGUUAACCGGGUACAACAAUCACACCGCGCUGCGGACACGGACUCAGUUCCUCUCAGAGCCCGUGUUUACUUGAAAAGUGGCUUUGUACAAAAACUGCUCACCAAAUCUUUUUUUUAUGUCUAUUCGUGACUGUAGUUUUAGCUUCGUGCUAAAUGGCAUAAUACGGCGUAAAAACUACAUUUUUGUGCAUAAUCAUUCUAUUCAUUUAAAUGCAGUACAUCCAUUUUAAGGAUUUCCUCACAUUUAUUUCUCUUUUUCCCUAUUGGGCACAAAAAGGAAGCAAAGCAUGGAUGAAAGGAAGUUAUUUUUUAAAGAAGCAGCACCAAUAUUUUCCUCUUUUUUUUGUCAUUAUUUGUAUUUGUUACUCGUCCAAAGGAAUGACUAUGCGCUGUAUAAGAGAGCUCCCAAUCUUAUGAAUGAUGAAACGCUACCUGACUAAAGUCUUAUAAAAACUCUACCAUCUGGACAACACCUGCACCAGCUCCUCAUUUUCACUUUGGUGCUCAGUGCGAAAGCGCCGCGUUGCCUGAACUCUCCGAGCUUUCACUGCGUUUGUCAAGUAUCAGAGUGACGGCAGACCAAAAAGUGGAAACUUGACAAACCGUGGAAACUUCGUGAGUGAGUGAGUGAGUUCACGCGAGUGGCACAGGAAGUGAAGACACUAUUUCCAGGUUCACUUUUUAUAAAAGUCUGUGAAUGUAAUAUUGUCUGUUGGCACACAUAUAAAUGAAUAUUAACGCAUAUCAUACUAUGACGUACAAACAGUGCUAUAAUGCAGAAUAUAAACAGGAUUUAUAUAUAUAUGGAUACAGGCAGGUGCACAGGCUGGGAUGUUGAGUUUAAGUUCAGCCUGAUGUUGACACACUGACAUCUUUGAUUAUAUCUGCUCUCGGGUCGUUGCAGAGAGCGUCACGACGUGUUUGUGUAGAAUGUGAUCGCAGGUGAGCUUGUACUGGCUGCUGUUCACAUACACAGCAUCGCUGAUGGCUUUAACGCUCGUGGCACUAAACCUGAGACUGAAACAACAUGACAGGAACUCACGCCAUGACACUGUGGAGGUGUGUGUGUGUGUGUGUGAUGUUCCUGACUUUGAUAGUUUUUUUUAUUUAUGAGUUAUUGGAUUUUAAUUUUAAAAAAAAAAGGAUUUUAUUACUAAUAUAAGAAGACGUAUUUUUGAUUCACAGUGAGUGAACAUGUGCAAUACAUAAAUGUUUGAUCAUCUCAGUGAUGAAACCACUGUAUGUUUGUCUGAUGUGCAUGACGUGUGUGUGUGUGUGUGUAGUUAUUUUAUUUUACACUCUCAAAUGUUUGUUAUACAUUUUUCCCUCAACCAGACAGACAUCAUGAGAAUUGCAUCAUGAAAUACUUGAACUUGUGAAUCGGGAUAUUUUGGCACCAGUAACUCACGUUUGUCUCGCUAGUGUCGCAAAUUAUGAAAAUUGACUCAUGUCAUUUAAAUGAGUCUUGUUGUAAAUAGCUAUAGGAAUGGAACAAAAGUCGCCUAUAUUUGCUGAAAACCUGCAGUUGCAGCCGCAUUAGGGGUCAUUUUUCAGUUCCACCUUCAUUGUGCCUGUGAAUAGUAGCAAUCUGACAAUAAAACGCGCAAAGCAAUGCAAA
Molecule: messenger RNA, 11442 nt
Organism: Solea solea (common sole)
Lineage: Eukaryota; Metazoa; Chordata; Actinopteri; Pleuronectiformes; Soleidae
Product: trichohyalin
Exons: 45
Coding region: 338-9463 (3041 amino acids)
Cellular component (GO): sarcoplasmic reticulum; membrane
Molecular function (GO): signaling receptor binding
Source: RefSeq, a predicted model, not a curated record